AUGCGGUGUGCUUUUGAGCACUGGAUUUGGGAUAAGAUCAUUCCUAACAAGCACAAGGUUUUUCUUUGGCUGGCUUUUUAUGGGCGCUUAAACACAAGGGACAACAUGUUCAAAAAAGGCUGGUCUGCGCUUGUCUCCAAUGAUGAUUGUGAUAUCUGCCCUACUGUGGAGUCCAUUGAUCAUAUCGUACUACGGUGUCGGUCUGCCAAACAUCUCUGGGGCAAGCUGCAGUUGAACUCGUUGGCUUGUGCUUCACCUGAUCUUCUCUCUUUCUUCGAGCGUGUUUCCCAGCAGCCUUUUCUCAAGAGGAAAUGGAAUGUCGCCCUUGUAGCAUGCGUCGUCACUCUAUGGCAUGCUAGGAAUGAUCGCGUGUUUAACGAUGCUUCUUGGUCUGAACGAAACACAAGGUUUUAUGCUGCGGAUUUGCUUCGCCUUUGGCUGCACAGAGCUAAGCGGCAGCAGGACAAGGACGAGUUGAAGACUUGGGCGCUUUGUUUGUCCAACUAA
Molecule: messenger RNA, 507 nt
Organism: Triticum turgidum subsp. durum (durum wheat)
Lineage: Eukaryota; Viridiplantae; Streptophyta; Magnoliopsida; Poales; Poaceae
Source: the annotation of a GenBank genome assembly